This is a messenger RNA of Labrus mixtus (cuckoo wrasse), 5415 nucleotides long. It is a transcript of the gene zfyve16, whose product is annotated as zinc finger, FYVE domain containing 16. The transcript has 18 exons. Lineage: Eukaryota; Metazoa; Chordata; Actinopteri; Labriformes; Labridae. The record is from RefSeq and is a predicted model, not a curated record. Bases 218 to 4405 code for a protein of 1395 amino acids. Gene Ontology annotation, biological process: endosomal transport. Gene Ontology annotation, cellular component: early endosome membrane. Gene Ontology annotation, molecular function: metal ion binding.
UACACAUCUUCAAUAAAACUAAUCCAACAGCUAGCUCCCUUCACAACUUUGACUGCUGGUGUCAGCGACCUAGUAGGGCGCAAGCGGGGGAUGUUUUCUCAUUUUAGUGAAACGGAAGGUGAGACAACCGUUAAGGACGACGUUGGAGUUAUGGAAUAAAAAAACAAAUAGCACCGGAAGUGUAGGAGGGGUUGAAGGCCCUUUGAUUCAACCCAGCAUGGACAGCUUCUUCAAGGCAGCUGUGUGUGAUCUGGACAAACUGCUCGAUGACUUUGAGCUGAAUACAGAGGAACUUGACUGUAAAUCAGUUUUCCUGAAGACGUCUGUGUACCCCUUCUCAUCUCUGGGCCCUCAGUGUUUAUCCUCCGAGGCGUCCACCGUCCCACCAAACCUCCCUGACCUCAACUCUCUUCAUUAUGGAUCCGCCACCAGCUGCCCCGACCGCUCUGGCUGUCAGAACCGCAGCCCCGACGACAGAGAGCUCAAAGGUCAACCCCUCACCACAGUGGACCUCCUCUCCUCUGUGGAUCGCCGGCCAGCUAAAAGCUCCGCCCCUCCCUGCCCGGACCGCGCGCUGAAGCCGGUGUGUGACCUCGUGAACGACACCAGCUCGGCCAUCCUGGGCCGGGCGAACAGCCACGAUGCCUUCAGCGAGCUGGACGUGGUGGAGAAGCAGAUGGAGGAGGAAGAGGAUGCGCUGCUUGUGGACUUUGACAGCCCUGUGGUGACUGCACAUGGAGAGGAGCAGGGACAGCCAAGCCACCGCGCUGAAUGUAGAGACUCGAAGGAGGUUCAACCAUCUGCUGGGAGAGAGGAGCUGCAGAGCGGGGAAUAUUCUGCCUCGCUCAGCCUGCUGGACGUUAUUCUUCCGGCGGCAGUGGAGAGGAGCUGUGAAUCCGCAGAUGAAUCACAAUCAGCUGACAAACAUGAGAGGGACUGUGAGGAGGAGGUGACUCAUACAAACCAAGUAAUUGAUAGCUCCUCAGACUGCUUAAAACCAAAAGAGUCUCUGCCUGUUGAAAGCAUUAAAGAAACAACAACCACCUCAGUGAUAAAAGAGGAAGAUUCACAAGAAGCUGCAGAUAAAGUUGAGGCAGAGUCUCCCGCCUCAGAGACAGAAUCAGUGGGUUUAUCCUGCCUACCAUUAGCUGUGUCCAUGUGUGGAGCUCUGGUGAGGGCAGAAGAAGACUCAGGUGAAGCUACAGAGCAGUGUGAAGAGGCAGAGAGCACAGAGGCAGACUCCCUGUCAGCUCUCGAAGCCCGAGAGGAUAGGUCCCGCUUAGAGGACCCUGUAGACUCAGAGGGAAGGGCGUCACCAGAGGGGCAGCAUCUCUCUCUUGAAACUGUCCACUCUGCAGACCUCGCCUCCUGCGAUCGCUCCGAGCCGAGCCCAGACGAUCCUCCAGAGUUCGGCUUUGAGUAUCUGCCGGAGAGCGAUCAGGCCGAGUUGCUGGUGACCGAUGAGGAGCUGGACGCCUUCUUGCAGGCGCACGCAGAAGCAGAGCAGGGCCAAGGAGUGGGAGGCGGGGUGUCUUGUUGCAGUGGUUCUGGGGAUUUAACUCAACCUGAGAGUCAAAAUGGAGAUCUGGAGGCGUUAAGGGGAUGUAGGCGGGAGGAUCUGGAGGGUUUUGCUACUCCAGAAAGUGACAGAACGAUGUGUGUGACUGUAGAAGGAAGUUUAAACCCUGCUGCUCCGUCAUUGUCACAGGAUUCUUGCAGACCUCACCAAGAAGAGCCUGAACUCUCUCCCUCUGGGUUAAACCACUCUUUGACCAGCAACACUUUCCAGUCUCAGCUCAGCGGUAGCCCCAAUCAGCUGCCCUCCUAUGGAGGGGCAAGACCCAAACAGCUACACUGCCAAACUGCCCGAUCUCCACCAGCAGCAGGAGAAGAAGGAGAGGAGGAGACGCUCGGUGAGUCCACUAAAGAGCCAGCAGAAGAGGAUGAGGAGAGUUCACCCAGUCUCACAGAGGAGCACUCCAACAUUAGGGACUUGAGCCCCAUGUACGCCAACCAUGAUCCUGAGGAUUACAGCAUGGGGUGUGAUGAGCUGUCAGAGCCCCCACCGUACCCUGGUGAGUCACCCACAGACAGUGGCAGGUCGGUGAACUGGAAGAGAGAGGGAGGAGAGGAGCUGGGGAGCAGACAGCCCGCCUGGGUGCCCGAUGCUGAAGCUCCAAACUGUAUGAACUGCUACCAGAGGUUCACCUUCACCAAGAGGAGGCAUCACUGUCGAGCCUGCGGGAAGGUGUACUGUGCCGUGUGCUGCAACAGGAAGUGUAAGCUGAAGUACCUGGAGAAGGAGGCUCGUGUGUGUGUCGUCUGCUUUGAUUCCAUACACAGAGCCCAGGCCCUGGAGCGGAUGAUGAGUCCUGCAGGUCCCAGUCCGAAUCCCAACGUCCCCUCUGAGUACUGCAGCACCAUCCCCCCUCUGCAGCAGGCUCGAGCCGCCGGCACCCUGAACUCUCCUCCUCCCACCGUCAUGGUGCCCGUGUCCGUUCUCAAACACCCAAACAACGACAGUUGUCCUCGGGAACAGAAGCGUGUGUGGUUUGCUGAUGGCAUCCUGCCAAAUGGAGAGGUGGCCGACACGACGAAGCUGUCUGUGACGAGCCGCAGGAGCUCGCAGGAGUUCAGUGUGUCCCCGGACCAAUCAUCACCCGGCUCAGCUGGUUCAGAUGUCAGAGUCGGCGGCUCUUCUGCACCUGAAGCUUCUGGGACAGUGGAGGUGGUCAGACCUCCAGUAUCCGGGCCCUGGGAUUACGCUCUGCUCGCUGGAAUCGGAUCUUCAGUGAAUAGGGUUCCCAGUCUGCUGCCAGAGAACGAGGACGAGCUCCCUCCUCUGCUCAUCACCACUGGAGAGGAUGACGCAGGAGAUGUUUUAGUCGAGGAGAGUCCUGCUCCAUGUCAGAUCCUUCACCUAUUGGAGGAGGGAGGACCCCGACCGCUGACCUUCGUUCUGAAUGCCAACCUGCUAAUUAAUGUCAAACUGGUCACAUACUGCAGCCGGCAGUGCUGGUGUUUUGGCUCUAACGGGCUGCAGGCGCUGGGACAGAAGGAGUUGGUGUUUUUAUUGGAGUGUUUGCCAGAAGAAAAAUCUCUCCCAAAAGACCUCUUCACGCUCUAUCUCAACAUUUUCCAGGAAGCCCAAAAAGGAAAGUUCUUGGAGGAGCUAGAAAACGUGACCUUCACCAGCAGUUUUCUGGGCAGUAAAGACCAUGCAGGGAUGCUCUUCUUCUCUCCCACCUGUCAGCCUCUGGAUGGCCUCACUCUCCCCACGCAGCCGUUUCUGUUCGGCCUGCUCAUCCAGAAACUGGAGGUGCCCUGGGCCAAAGUCUUCCCCCUCAGACUGCUUCUGCGGCUCGGAGCUGAAUACAGCGUUUAUCCCACCACGUUGACGAGCGUCCGUUUUCGGGACUCUGUGUAUCGAGAGACGGGACACACCAUCAUGAACUUACUGGCUGACCUGAGGAACUACCAGUACAGUCUGUCGGUGGUGGAGGGGCUGAGGAUCCACAUGGAGAUGGGCCACAGCUACAUCGAUAUUCCUAAAAGUAGCUUCAAUGAGAUGCAAAAGGUGGUAAACGCUUCGAACGAGCACGUCAUCAGUAUCGGCGCUCGCUUCAGCCCGGAGGCCGACUCUCACCUGGUGUGUUUGCAAAACGAGGAGGGCAACUAUCAGACGCAGGCCAACAGCAUGCCAGGCAAAACACGCACAGUCACUGGAGCCAGUUUUGUUGUUUUUAAUGGAGCCCUGAAAGCCUCCUCCGGCUUCAUCGCCAAGUCCAGCAUUGUUGAAGACGGGUUGAUGGUGCAGAUCCCUCCAGAGACGAUGGAGUCCCUGCGCGCGGCUCUGAGGGAUCAGACGGACUUCCACAUCCCCUGCGGUCGGAAUGACGGAGGGGAGCUCCGAGAAAACGUCUCCGUCCGCUGGGUUGACUGGAGUUCACCCGUCAACACAGGGAGAACCAGCGGGGUUGAUGGGAGGCCUCUGGACGGAGUCCGCAGCGCGAGGAUGCAGCAGGACACUGACUUCGAAUCAGACGGACGCACCAUCAGAUGCACUGAGGUUUUCUACCAGCUGAAGUCUCCAGACUGCAGCCUGGCGUCGGUGCUGUCGUCCUGCAGCGUGUUUCAGAAAGAGAUGGCGUUGGCCACCUGCAGCGCUCUGACUCCUCACCUCGCCGUUCUCACCUCAUGUGGCAUCAACUCGCUCACUCUGAGGAUCUCCACGCAGGCUGAUAUGGUGGAGUACCAAGCCGGCUCCGGAGGCAGACUCCUCCCACAGCGCUACAUGAACGAGCUGGACAGCGCUCUGAUCCCCGUCAUCCACGGAGGUAGCGCUAGUGUACCACAGACUGCCAUGGACAUGGAGUUCAUCUUCUACAUCACACACACUAUCUAACGCAGACCUUAACCCACUCAAAGUAUUAAAGACGGUCGGUGUUUGAGCACAGACAGAGAAGCUGUUGACUGUAGCGGAGCAUGCUAACAUGCUAACAGCUCAUGUUGCACAGCUGGACAAGCAGCCGCUGGCUCAACACCACCCCCUAGAGGCCGGGGGGUGUAAAGCGGACAUGAUUCUGGUUUUCUGUUAAGGAAAUCGCUGUGUGUUUGUAUGUUUUCGUGCUCACCAAAGCUGCUUUAACACAAGAAGCCAAACACUAAACAAGGAAUACGACGACACGACCAAAAACAAGCAAACUAUUCAAACUGUUUUUUCUUCUGCUCUGCCUUCCAGGCUCCCCGCGGUCAGCUGGGAGCUCCUCAGUGAAUGUUUCCCACAGACACUCGAUCGACAAAAUGUCUCUCAUUGGAUGUAUUUAUUAUAUUUUAAUAUGGGCUUAAGGAAUGAAUUGAUGACAUUAAAGCACGGGACGUGACUGACCGCAGCUUUCAGUACUUCAGAGGUGCUACUGUAUCGCCACUCCACACACAUAGCUGACCACAGUGAUGACCUCAAGGUACCAUACUUUCAUUUAACAUGGUGGUUUGUAAUGACACGAGGGACACCUCAGGCCUCAUGCAGGAACAUUUUUACCCUUAACUUACUAUAUUCUCACGCUUCCCUUAGAUCUCAUUUAUCAAACUCUGCACAAAAAAACUCUCGUUUCAGCCUCAUGACUGACACAAGUUCAGCAGAUGUUACUGAGUGUCGUCAUCACCUCUACAUUGCUUUCCAGAGAUAUGUUCAGAACAACGAGGAAGCACCAUUACAAAAAGAAUUCAAAGACAGUAAAAACAAGAUGUGCUGUUGUUGUGAUACCAAAAGGUUUAAAACAACAGAAACUCCAUUUAUGAAAUGAUCAAUCGUCUGAGAAGUACAUAAGAUAUUUUUAAAUAUAGCUCUUCACUCAUAUUUUUAAACAAAGCUGCCUCGAGCAAAAUAAAAAGAGCCGCAGUAGUCCAUUUAAA